This is a messenger RNA of Puntigrus tetrazona (Sumatra barb), 2756 nucleotides long. RefSeq names its product low density lipoprotein receptor adaptor protein 1a (gene ldlrap1a). Lineage: Eukaryota; Metazoa; Chordata; Actinopteri; Cypriniformes; Cyprinidae. Bases 151 to 1047 code for a protein of 298 amino acids. The transcript has 9 exons. The record is from RefSeq and is a predicted model, not a curated record. Gene Ontology annotation, cellular component: early endosome.
ACGGACGAAACGCCGCCCAGGAGACUCGGAGACUCAAGUAUUCCCACAGAUGUCCGUAUCGACUCGGCGACAACAAAGUUGAGAGUGAGAAGACCUAGUUCAUGGCCGGCAGCAGCACCUGAAGACGCUUCUCCGCUCAGAAACCUCGCCAUGGAUGUGCUCAAAUCAGCCAGAAGGGCUUUUAUUCGCAGUCCCAGCCUGAGCAAACAGUCCUGGAGCUCAGGCAAACACCAAAAGCUCUCUGAGAACUGGACUGACACGAGAGAGACUCUUGUGGAGGGAAUGACCUUUAACCUUCGCCAUCUGGGCAUGACUCUGGUGGACCAACCCAAAGGCGAGGAGCUCUCAGCCGCUGCUGUCAAGAGGAUAGUUGCCACGGCCAAAGCCAGCGGGAAGAAACUGCCUAAAGUGGCCCUGAAAGUAUCUCCUCAGGGAAUUGUCCUGUGUGACAGUGUCUCUAACCAGCUGAUCGAGAACAUUUCCAUAUACAGGAUAUCAUACUGCACAGCUGACAAGACGCAUGACAAAGUGUUUGCUUUCAUCGCCCAGAACCAGCAGAAUGAGACGCUGGAGUGCCACGCGUUCCUCUGUGCCAAAAGGAAAGUGGCCCAGGCGGUCACACUCACGGUGGCUCAGGCCUUCAGAGUGGCCUUCGAGUUCUGGGAGGUUGCCAAAGAAGAGAGAGAGAAUCGUGUGAAAUGGGAUUCAGCGGGAGAGACAUCCAACAGUUCACAGUCUGAGAGAUCGGUCAGCUUCAACAGCCUUAAAGUAGGAGUAGCUACAGAGAACCUGUUGGGCAUUGAUUACUCAUCUGCUGUGGAAAAUGUGGACAAUCCUACCGAACCCAACAACAACAACAGCACCACCCUAUGGGAGAUGGAAGAUGGUCUGGAAGAGGCUUUUUCAAGCUGCAGUUUGGAUAGCUAUGAGUACUCUCCAGGUAACAUGCAUAGGUCCAGUCCUGUAGCAGUCAAACCCGAGCUUAACUUCCACCCGCUCCAUACCCAAAAUCAGCGUCCUGUUUAUAUACUGUCUGUCAGUCCGUAACAUCAUUCCCCUCACCUGCUGUCUUCCAGAACCCUGCCAACUUUCACUGAUCAGAUUAGCAUCCUGGGCCGGUACUGACCCAACACGCAGAUCUAAUUGAAUGUGAUGGCAGGGUUCUGUAUUUAAAUACAGUGUGGUUUGUUUCCGGUAUCCCGUCAUUCUCAGUCUAGCCAGUUUGUGUGUUUUCAUCCUGUUUUGUUUUUAAUCCCUGAACAUAACGCUUAGUUAAAAGUGUAAUGCGAUUGCAUUGUGCUGCAUGCCUUCUAACCUUACAAAUAAAACCAUACCAGUUGUUAGCGUAGUUAAUAACAUAUAUCUACCAUCCAGAUUUGGCCUUUUCAAGUUCACCCAAAAAGUUAUAAUGUGUUAAAAAUGUACUCGCCCUCGGGCCAUCCAAUAUGUAGAAGAGUUUGUUUCUUCAUCCAAACAGAUAAAUAUAGCAUUACAUAACUUGUUCACCAGCUGAUUCUCUGCAGUGAAUGGGUGCCGUCAGAAUAAGAGUGUAAACAGCCAAAUAGUCCACGAUUAUGUGUUUGAACUAAAUCCAUCAAGAUGUUUGUAACCUUAAAUGAAAAAAUAUACGUACAACAACUGAUGGAUAAGAGUGUUGUGAAUUACUUGUGGGCUAUUGUGAUGUUUUGAUCAGCUUUUUGGACUCGCAUUCUGACGGCACCCAUUCACUGCUGAGGAUCUGUUGAUAAGUGAUGUUUUGACGAUGAAACAAUCUAAUCUUAGAAAAGCUGAAGGUGAGUAAAGUUUCUGGAAAUUGUCGGGGGUAAAAUACUCCUUUUAAUUAAAAUCUUUAGACCCAUAUGGGCAAUUCCAGCUUUAGAAAUGUGACAAAAUCAGAGGAUUUCUUCUUCAUUUAUACUUUUCUUAGUUGAGUUAACAUUUUAAUGGAAUUACCCAUAUGUUACUCCAACCCGUACAUCUGCAUCACUGAAGAGUUUCACCUUUUUCAGAUGUUUUUUUUCCAUCUCUUUCCUGUAGACUCGCUGAGUCUCGUACUAACCCCCAGGUCCUGGACAUUGGGGUGACGCCUCAGGACUUGAACUCUGAGACCGAUUGGGACAAGACUAAUGGAAAUGCACCAAAUGCCGAUGAGCUCUUCAGCCUCUGAGCACGGAUAGGUUUGUGGAAGGAAGUAGAGCCAGGAACCUUAUGUAGGAGUCUUCAGUCAGUCCAGAGGGUGGCACUCUGAUCCUUCUCGGCCCGAUCAUCUGGUCCAUUACACCAAAGCAAUAGCAGAUGAGUCUAUUUUUGCAAAAACGACAAACGAAAACUAUACUAUACAUGAGUUUACAUGCUUUAUUUUUAUCAAUCAAAUUAUUCUGUGUACAAUGUAUGUAGAUACCAGAGUCAGUAUUGUUUCAUGUAUGUUUAUCUUAUGAAAUGUAACAUUGUGUAUAUUCAGGUACAUUGUAGAGUUACUUUAAGUUAUAACCCUGUAGUUUUGCUGCUUUGAGAUUUAUCACCACAAUGCUCUUUAUUAACAAUAACGUGGACAUCAGCGUUAAAUUGACAGUACAGCUUAUCUUUAGUGUCUUAUGAGGCCGGCAAAUCAUAUUUCGGUAUUUACACGUUUUUCUUUUUUUUUUUUUUUUUUUUUUUUUGUUGUUUAAUCCUGACUGUAUGAUUGUUAUAACACCCAAAGGGUUGAUUUAAUAUUUCUCUAAUAAAUCUAAUAAAAGUGUUAAAAUUAUCUAAGA